This is a messenger RNA of Notodromas monacha, 2383 nucleotides long. The record is from the annotation of a GenBank genome assembly. NCBI's taxonomy places the organism in Eukaryota, Metazoa, Arthropoda, Ostracoda, Podocopida, Cyprididae.
AUGGACCUGACAAGCCGGUUUAGUGCGUCUGGAAAGUCUGGGGCAGGGAAAGUCGCUUCUCGAGAUUUAUCCGAAAGACAAAUCAUUGAUGCGUCGCGAAAAUUGAAAAAGGACGCAUCGCCGAGGAAGGAUUGCAGGAAUGUGCGAAGCAAGAUCAGGGAGGGAAUCGCUUCGUCGAGUCAAGGUUCAAAGCGUGGUUCGUCGUGUGAUGCACUGGAAGACGUAAUUGAUUUCCAAAGGUUGCAUUUGGUCGUGGAUACAAAUUUUGUUCUGAAUGAUCCGGAUUUGGAAUGUCGCCUAUAUUUCUACAGAGGUUUCCCAGAUAUGUCUAAAUAUGCUGAAGAAUCUUCUCCUAAUAUCCUGAUACCGUAUGUCGUAUUUGAUGAACUGGACGGAUUGAGUAAGAGCGAAAAUACUGACGCCAGGAAAGCAAAUGCUUCUCUUCGCCGAUUAUUUGGGGAUAUCCAAUCCAAACAGCUUGAUCAGCUGGUGCGGUCCAGCGUCAAUGGCCAAAUCUUUCGGCAGCCUUUCCGCGAGCAUGUCUGUCUUAAGAAAAGGCUAGAUAAUUGCUCGAAUGAUAUCCUUGUUCUCGAAGCGGCUCAAAGUCUGUGUCGUAAAGUGAUACGUGCUGCGAAAAAAGUCGGCAAAUCUUCAGCGGAUGUGGGACCUGUUCUUUUGCUUACUGAUGACAUUCCGACUCCUUGCAACUCGCUUACAUUGGAUUGUGGUGGAAUCAGUUCGAGUAACCAAGAUCUCCGAAAAUCGUUACCUGUAUCGAACGAAGCAAACUAUGAUCCAGUGAGCGUUCCUGCUGAUGUACAAUUGUGUCAAGAAGUGAUGGGUACUGUAGGGGUAAAACUGAUUUUGGGGCUUUUGGGCCAAGUUGUCCGUGACUCGCUUCAAGACGCAUAUAAAGACGUCUAUUCUGACGUUUGCCUUGCGAAGCGUCCUGAACCAUGGAGCCCCAGAGAUGUGCUGUGGCUUGUGAUGAACUACGGAUUUACAGUAUUCGAAUGCAAUGGGUGGCAGCGAGGAGUCAUCGAUUGUGGAAAAAAGGCAUUCAGCGAAAUUAAAGAAAUCGAAGCUGUGAUUGAUUCACGGGUCAGAAAGGAUGAUGUUUUAGAAUUUCUACGCACUCUGCGAAAUCUUGCGUCGAAAGCCAUCGGGAAUCGAGUGUCGAAGGAAAUUCAAAAGAUUAUGGAGAUCUUCACCGAUGGAUUGAAAGAAGCGGAAAUGUGCUUGGUGAGUAAUGUGCAGAGAUCGUCUUCAGCAAGUGCGGAACCUUGUGUCGACGUCGAUAUGAUGGAAAUUGACGUCCUUUGGAUGGUUUCCGUAUCGUACUCUCAUACCGUGAAGGCGACUGUUCCUGUUUUUACCAUUUUUCUGUCAUGGUUGCUGCUUGGCGAACGUCAUCCGAAGAAGGUUUACCUUUCGCUCGCUCCCAUUGUUCUGGGAGUAGUGAUGGCUACUGUUACCGAGGCCUCCUUCAAUUAUGGAGGCUUAGCCAGCGCCAUAUUGGCAACGAUUGGGUUUUCUCUUCAAAAUAUUUACUCGAAAAGAGUCUUGAUGACCACGCACAUACAUCAUCUACGUUUGUUGCAAGUUCUGGGGCUGUGGUCCUUGAUCAUGUUCUUUCCACUCUGGCUUUACUGGGAUUGGGAAGUUAUCCUCGGUCGCGAAAGAGGAUGGAUGCUUCAGCCGGACAAUUGGAAUUUGUUCCUACUUUUGUUGUCAGACGGGUUGUUGAAUUGGAUGCAGAACAUCAUAGCAUUUUCUGUGCUGUCGCUGCUGACUUCGCUGAGCUACGCUGUUGCCAGUGCAACGAAGAGAAUCUGCGUAAUAUCUGUCUCAUUGCUGACGUUGAAGAAUCCUGUCACGUUUCCCAAUGCCAUGGGAAUGUUGUGCGCCAUCAUGGGCGUUCUGCUUUAUAAUAAGGUGAAGUACGAAACUUCGAGAGAAACGAAGUCCAAGCCUCUCCUCCCGCUGGUGGAAAAUGAUCUUCUGCGGACAAGACUGUUAGAUAAUUAUACCCGCAACAGCGAGUUGCCAAUGCCCAUGCUUCAUGAUGCGACGACAAUAGUCAUUCCGAACGGAUAUGGCAACCAUUUUGAUAAACACUGACGACGGACCCAUUGUUUCUAGUGUUGUAACUGACUUCCAUGGAUAGCAGUCUUUUCAAACUUCGAUCAAUUGUGACAAUGUUCGGUUUACGAGGCUGUUCUCUUUUUUUUUCUAUUUGCGUUGAAGCCGGUGAUAAUCGGAACAGUGUUGGGAGGUGGUGGAAAUGAUUGAAGUUACCGUCGGAGAUUUUCAACUGGACUCGCGAAUUUUCUAUAUGGAUUUGAAGAAAGCACAAUUAUUUUCUUUUUCUGCGAAAAUGAAA